AUGGCUUGGCCGUGCAUCAGCAGAGUGUGCUGCCUGGCUCGUUUCUGGAACCAGUUCGACAAAUCGGACCUGUCCGUCCCGCUCACCAUCCAGAACUACUCGGACAUAGCCGAGCAGGAGGUGCGAUCCGUCACCAAACAGGUGCCCGGGAAUAACUACUCGACCCCGGACCAGCGUGCUGCCGGUGUCCCUCACGCGUCCAAAGAUGGCCCUGGGACCCAAGGAUCCUUCAGGGGACGGAGGGAGCCCAGUUACAAGCCCCGGGAGGACUACCACCCGCCCGAGAUGCCUUUCACCAGUGUUACCCAGUACAAGCAGGAUUACAAACCCUGGCCCAUUCCCAGGAAGGAUAACUUCCCUUGGAUUAGUAACGGGGGCAGCAGGGCAGACAGUGGUUCGGACAGCCCGGUGAACAGUUCCCACAGCCAGGCGGGCCCGGGGGACAGAGAGGAGCGGGUCAGGGGCCAGAGGUUUGGAGAGCAGCAGGUGAUGGAGGAGAGCAAAACCAGCUCGUACAGGCAAGAGUACAGGCCAUGGACGGGGUCGAGACCGGCCAAAAGUGCGAGGAGAGAUCCUUCAGCUCAAUACACCAGCCCGGGGACAGAGGCCAACCAGGUCCUGCGUGAGACCAGCUACCAGGCUGCCUACAGUGGGGAGGGCCAAAGGUCCAUUGGGCUGCAUCAGGUGGACAACGAUAUCACAUCGGCUGCCUCCAACAUACAACCUGCUGCUGUCCCGCAGCCCAUCCCCACUGCUAUGCAAGCUGGAAGGUCACCCAUCCCCUCCAGCCUCCAGCAGAGCGUCCCGCCUGAGAGGAGCGAGUUCAGUAGAACAAUCAACGGAGAGGAACAUCUGGUGCGGACCAAGUACCCUCCGAACCCUUCUGCCAUCUUUCAAAGCGGACCGAGAGUCUUCAACAUCUGA
Messenger RNA from Anoplopoma fimbria (sablefish), 924 nucleotides. RefSeq names its product MAP6 domain containing 1 (gene map6d1). Lineage: Eukaryota; Metazoa; Chordata; Actinopteri; Perciformes; Anoplopomatidae. Gene Ontology annotation, biological process: microtubule cytoskeleton organization; cytoskeleton-dependent intracellular transport; regulation of microtubule cytoskeleton organization. Gene Ontology annotation, molecular function: microtubule binding; calmodulin binding. The record is from RefSeq and is a predicted model, not a curated record. Gene Ontology annotation, cellular component: cis-Golgi network; Golgi-associated vesicle; microtubule. The transcript is spliced from 3 exons. The coding region runs from base 1 to 924 and encodes 307 amino acids.